AUGGGUGUGCAACACUACUGGCUGCUGCUGCUGUUGGUCGACUGCCGGGAACAGAUUACAGGGGCUGUAAGCAGCAUCAGUCCAUAUAUACAGCACUAUGAGGGCUUGUCCUACAACAGGAAGGAUCUACACAAGGAGCACCUGAGAAGCAGGAGAGCCACACAACACCAGGAAUACACACUGAAACUGGACUUUACUGCUUUUCACAGAACUUUUCGCCUGCGUUUGAAACGCAAUGCAGCAGUGUUCUCUGAAAAUUUCCAACUGGUCCUCAAAAAUGGUUCCACAUCAGCUGACCUCUCACAUUUAUACUCAGGAACACUAGAGGGUGAACAUGGCUCAGCCUGCCAUGGCUCUGUGUCACAGGGUCUGUUUGAGGGAACCAUCCACACAGAUAAUGGGACUUAUCAUGUGGAGCCGGUGGAUAGAUACAACAGCAACCAAACAGAUCACCACUCUAUCAUCUACCAUGAGGAUGACAUGAGUCUACCAUCCAUGAAAAGUAGGCCUGGUGAAUUCUGUGGUUCAGAUCAUUUAAACCGCCUCGCCCAAAGCCUCGGACUCGGUGAGGAGGCGGCAGUGAGCCGACCAAGGAGAACAGUAGAUGAGUCUAAGACCUCCUGCCUGCUCCACUUUCAUGCUGACUACCGCUACUACAAGAAGUUCAAGUCAAUUGCAGCUGUGGUGGCUCAGAUUGCCACCUACAUGCGGGCUGUGAACGACAUCUUUGACAAGGUGGACUUUGAUGGGAUCAAGCUGAUCAACUUUCAAGUGAAAUCCCUCAAAGUGAUGACGGAGGAGGACAAAAAGGAUCCUCUAUAUCCUCUGUACAUUGGUCCUGAAAAACUGUUGAGUCUGUUCUCUGAGAACAACUGGGAGGACUUCUGUCUGUCCUACCUGCUCACUAACAGAGACUACAGCGGGACACUCGGGCUCGCCUGGCGGGGAAAGCCUGGUAAUGCGGGAGGAAUUUGUUCCAAGGAGACCAGAGUGCGUAACUGGAAGAGGUCUACAUUGAACACAGGCCUGGUCACUAUUCAGAACUACGGACAGUUCCUGCCUCCUCGCCAAGUCCAGCUGACCAUCGCUCAUGAGCUCGGCCACAGCCUUGGAGCUGAUCAUGACCAGGGCUCAAACUGUGGAAACCUCGGCUCCUCCAGGGGUAAAGGCAGGUACCUGAUGUACCCCGAAGCUACGAGCGAGGUGCGUGAAAACAAUGAUAAAUUUUCGCCCUGCAGCAUCAGAUUUAUCAGUGAGAUCCUGACGCUGAAGAAGGACGACUGCUUUGUGGUCAGUGAUCGACCUAUCUGUGGAAACCAGAUUGUGGAGGAAGGGGAGGAGUGUGAUGUAGGCCACAAUGACACAGACCUCUGCUGCUUCAGUGCUAUACAGCCUGUAGGGGUCCAAUGUCAACUUAAACCUGAAAAAGCCUGCAGUCCCACUCAAGGCCUGUGCUGCUCUCAGAGCUGUGAGUUCGAGUCACCAGAUGACGUCUGUGACGAGAAGACAGACUGUCAGGAAGCAAGUUUUUGUACAGGCCUCUCUGCGCUCUGCCCUGAGCCAAGCAACAAGGAAAACCUGACACUCUGCAGUAACGACACACGUGUCUGUCUGAAUGGGGUGUGUGCUGAGUCCGUGUGUGUGAGGCACAACAUGCAGCAGUGUGACUGUCCGGGAGAAAUGAAAGAGAAAUGCCACUUGUGCUGCCAGCAGCCCGAUAAGCCUGAGACGUGUGCCAGCACCUCCUCGUCCGUGCUGUCCCCUUACUUCCACAAAAAGACGUUACCCUUGGUUGGCGGGGCUCCUUGUGCGGGGAACCAAGGAUACUGUGACAAAUUCCAAGUGUGUCGUCUGCUGGAUUCAGAUGGUCCCAUAGCAAGACUGAAAAACUCCUUCCUACAUUUGGAUGACUUUGAUGACUUAGCAGAGUGGAUGAAGGCUCAUUGGUGGGCCAUCCUGCUGGCUAUCCUGACUUUAUCAGGAGUCAUGGGUUGCACUGUCUGCCUCUGCGGCCGCACACUGGUUACAGAUGACCUGGAAUGACCUCUGACUUUUGAUCCCUCUUGGAAUACGAAAAAUAUAUUGAUGAGGCACACAUUUUUCAGGACUAACAUUUUGAAAUGUCCGAGUGUGGAGGUAACGAGAAAGAAGAUCCUCCAAGUGAACUUUGCUCCACAUAAACCAACGUGUCAUCUGCACACGACUUUAUUGAGAUACUCACACUUGCUCUGUGCCUGUCACUCUGUUCGUUAUACAUCAUCCUGCGUUAGUCAUGUAUAUUCUUUGUAGCACUUGUCGAAGAGGGUCCAAGAGCAGAGGGUCUGCUUUGAUGUACGUAUGUGCUAAUUGUCACUGUUGUUGCCAAUUGUGGGUCGGUUGACCCCUCUUUAGAAGCCAAACAGUGUCGUGAUUGAAAGCCAUCCAACUUUGGAAAAGACUGAUGGAACUCCCUUCAGUGCCCCUGCUGAUGUAUUUUCAGCUGUGUGCUAAUUCCAGCCUUGAUGUCCAUCCAGCUUUCCAUCUUAGUGACACAGUGUCAACUACAAUACCGUGGCAGGACAGUGAGAUGAGAAGUUGAGUUUAGUGAUUCUCUCUUGACAUUUGGCCUGGUUAACCAAAAUGUAUGUUUACAUUGGAGAAAGAUGCUGAUCUCUGUUAUUCAAUAAAGGGAAAAUCACCAA
Molecule: messenger RNA, 2681 nt
Organism: Notolabrus celidotus (New Zealand spotty)
Lineage: Eukaryota; Metazoa; Chordata; Actinopteri; Labriformes; Labridae
Product: disintegrin and metalloproteinase domain-containing protein 10
Exons: 15
Coding region: 1-2043 (680 amino acids)
Biological process (GO): membrane protein ectodomain proteolysis; Notch signaling pathway
Cellular component (GO): plasma membrane
Molecular function (GO): metalloendopeptidase activity
Source: RefSeq, a predicted model, not a curated record